UUGGUCGAAGACCAUUCCACCAUGCACUCGACACGCGGAAGAUUUUGGUGCGCUUGACGUCAUCGGGCUCCCCUCCUUAUUCCCUGGGGGUGGCUUAAAACUCAGGUCUGUCUGGAAGCGAAGCUCACUCCCAUCAGCUGUGCCUCGCGACGCGCUCACCCGCUUUGUUCGAGCUUUUCGGGACCCGUCGGAGUAUUUUUUUUCUUAAUUCCUAGUUAUCGUUUUUUUUCUUUGUGGGCGGGAGAAGACGUCGUUCAGAGAUAUUGAAGCAUCUCGAAACUUCCAAGCCAUUCCCGACGAAACGAGACGCUGGCGCCAUCUUCGUCCGCAGCCUUUGAUGCACAGUCGACAAAUGGAGUCGGGUUUUGACAGCUUGGAAUCCUCUCUCAGCUUCGAAGAUUCGCUCCUACAGUCAAGCAACAUAGACCACCUCUACCACACGUACCUCGGCAGCAUGGACACUUUCCCUGCAGCAUAUGGCGGCAACGACACGUAUUCCACCGAACAGCUGAACCUCCAGUGCCAAAGCCUACACGACAGAGCAGCCAGACAGCGUGGCGCACAGCUGGAAACGUUUCAAAAUGUCAGCGUCAGCGACUGGCGAGGAGAGGAGUGCGCAGCCUGGGCCUCCAGCGUGUGCCGCCGUCGGGGCCUCGGCCAGAACGCCGUGGAUCUCUGCUCCUUCAAGACUCUCAGUGGGUCCCUUAUACUUCAGUUUUCCCUGCAGGAUUUCUGCACACUUGUCGGCGACGAUAUUGGGAGACUGUUUUACAAGGACUUUCGGGCUCAAGUGAAGAGACAAGGAGCGGACUACCUCGAGGACCAAGGCGAAGGCAACUCCUCCAUCUUCAGCACGGACUCGAACGCAGCCCAGGACGCCGACUCGUGGACGUAUACGAAGGACGACUUUCAAGCCCUCGACAAGUACAUUCUCGAGGACACGUGGGACCCCCAGUCGGACAGCCUGCAGGACCUCGAUCUACAGGAGCAGUUCAUGCCGAUCAAAUAUGAUGAGUAUCAGCCUCAGCAUCCGCACAUGCCCGAGGGUCACCACCAUGAGCCGCUGACCUUACAAAGUGACCCGACCUCCUCCUACCCGUCACCUGCCGACUCGGACGUUUUCAAAAAGAUUCCAACGAAUACACGUAGACGAGAACGCGGCCCCAAGAGCUGGGAGUUCCUGGUCCGCCUCCUCGCUGACCCUCGAACCAAUCCCUCGGUGAUUCGCUGGGAGGACGAGGGCGACGCGACCUUCCGCCUCACGCAGCCGGACGCGAUCGCCAGGAUGUGGGGCGCCAGGUCAGGGAAGCCGAGCCUCUCCUAUGUCAACUUCGCGAGGGGACUGAGGUACCACUACAACACCGGCGCUCUCGAGGCCGUGUCGGAGAGGCAGCUCGUGUACCGCUGCGGGCCGAAAGCGCUGCAGUAUCUCAAGCAACUUAAGCAAGAGGGCAUGUGAAGCGUUCGCCUUGUCUCCUGCUUUUGAAGGAACUGCUCUUCGGGUCUCCAUUCUCGAAGCUAUGGAGGCCGUGUGCUUGAUCCGUUAUGGGCAUUUCCUGUAUUGUUAUGUUUGUGUGAGUUCACUCUGUCUGAAAGUUUGUACGUGAGGCAAUGUGUGUUUCUGUGCUUGUGUGAGUUUCUGUUUGUGCUUGUGUAUGUGUGUGCAUGCGUGUACGUGUGCAACCGUCGACCUAGGCUGGAACUGUCGGCAUCACAAGAAUCUACCGACUACCGUUGUCGGGUAUCCAAUCAACCGACACGCUUCACAUUUUGUACUUCAUUAUUUAUACGUACUUUCUACAAGUCAUUACUUUUGCACUGCAUGAAUUAUUUAAGUUUCAUUUGUGAUUACUCGCUGUGAUCAUAUGACACAUGACACCGCAUUCUCUUACCUCAGGAACUCUUCAUCUGACACUUUUUAAAAAUAAGUCAAAGGCAUCUAUUCCAUCUAUUUCCAUUCUGAGAAGCUUUAAGUAGAGACAUUGCAUUAGAUGUAAGCUAACGAUUCAUAAAGAGAGAAGACUAAUGCCACUUUAGUCGAACGCGAAGCAUGACUCUGCACGCCAUGAAAUAGAAGUACCAGGCAUGACGAUGGUGCCAGGGACUCAUCUUCAUGCGAAACGUGAGCCAGUAAGGAGGAGACUCACCCCGCGAAUUCUCAGACUUCUUCGUGGAUAAUGCAUCCGCUGGAAGAAGAGUCGUGAUGGUUCGUAGAUUCUCUUCGAUAUAUGAUUAUUGUGCAUUCAUCACAGGUACCUGCGCCUCGAUCUUUUGGCUUAAGUUUAGGACACUUCUGUUAUGUAUACUGUAUUUUUAUACAAUCUUGUCCCUUGUUAUAUGCAUGCAUGUUGUGUAAACAAAAUAUACACGGACACACAAGGACACGCAAUUACACACUGACAUACAUAAUUUUAUGUGUAUAUAUAUGGAAAAAAAAUUAUGCAUAUAUAUGUAUGUAUACAGAUAAAAAUAUAAAUACAUAUAUGUAUAUAUAUAGGUAUAUAUACAUAUAUUUAUGUAUUUAUAUGUAUAUAC
Molecule: messenger RNA, 2535 nt
Organism: Penaeus vannamei (Pacific white shrimp)
Lineage: Eukaryota; Metazoa; Arthropoda; Malacostraca; Decapoda; Penaeidae
Product: ETS homologous factor
Biological process (GO): regulation of transcription by RNA polymerase II; cell differentiation
Cellular component (GO): nucleus
Molecular function (GO): sequence-specific DNA binding; DNA-binding transcription factor activity, RNA polymerase II-specific
Source: RefSeq, a predicted model, not a curated record